GGCCUGAAAAACAUACGGGAGUAAACACUGGGCAUUAUUCAUCUUCCAAAAGUAUUUUCUCAUUUCUGAGUGACAGUGAAAUUCAAACACUAGGCCACUGUUUCCCCCCGCAGAUUACCAGAAAAACCCUAAUCGUGAUCAAUAAAAGAUUUAUAUUAGAAAUUUUGGUUUUCACUGUACUGUGUAUAUACAUAGAUUUUGCUUGCAUAAGGUUGAUCGGGUUUUGUAAGGUUACGGUUUCCGUAAUGAGUUCAAGGGCAAGAUAUCCACCUCCGGGAAUGGAAGGGGGCCGAGGCAGCUACGGCGGCAUUAACCCAAACCCUUUUCAUCCUAGAAAUCCUACGCAAAACGACAUGACAAGGGGCCCUGCACCGGGUAAUAUGAAUCACCAGACGUUUCAUAAUCCUCAGCAACAGCAGUGGCUCCGCAGGACUCAGUUUCCGCCACCCGAUUUAACUGUUCAUGAGGUUGAAAAGGUCAUACAGUCUGAAGCGGUUGAUUCGAGUUUGCAAGAUUGGAAGGCAAGGUUAAAGUUACCACCGACGGACACACGUUACAAAACGGAGGAUGUGACUGCUACCAAAGGAAAUGAAUUUGAAGACUACUUUUUGAAACGUGAGUUGCUUAUGGGAAUAUAUGAGAAGGGCUUUGAGAGACCAUCUCCAAUCCAAGAGGAGAGUAUUCCAAUUGCUCUCACUGGAAGUGAUAUUUUAGCUAGAGCCAAAAAUGGAACAGGGAAAACUGCUGCCUUUUGCAUUCCUGCCUUGGAGAAAAUUGAUCAAGAUAACAAUGUUAUUCAAGUUGUCAUUCUUGUCCCAACAAGAGAAUUGGCCCUUCAGACGUCACAAGUAUGUAAAGAACUUGGGAAGCACUUAAAGAUUCAGGUCAUGGUUACUACAGGUGGAACUAGCUUAAAAGAUGACAUAAUGCGUCUUCAUCAACCAGUUCAUUUACUUGUUGGAACUCCUGGAAGAAUCCUUGAUCUUACGAAAAAGGGUGUUUGUGUUUUGAAAGAUUGCUCUAUGCUUGUAAUGGAUGAGGCUGAUAAGCUUUUGUCACCAGAGUUCCAACCUUCUGUUGAGCAGUUAAUUCAUUUUAUGCCUUCAAAACGUCAGAUCUUGAUGUUUUCUGCUACCUUUCCUGUUACGGUGAAAGAUUUCAAAGAUAGGUACCUGCAGAAGCCCUAUACCAUCAACCUUAUGGAUGAGCUUACCUUAAAGGGCAUAACACAGUAUUACGCUUUUGUGGAAGAAAGACAGAAAGUUCACUGCCUCAACACACUGUUCUCAAAGCUCCAAAUAAACCAAUCUAUUAUUUUUUGCAAUUCCGUGAAUCGAGUAGAACUUCUCGCAAAGAAAAUCACAGAGAUUGGCUAUUCUUGCUUCUAUAUUCAUGCUAAGAUGCUUCAAAAUCAUCGGAACAGAGUAUUUCACGACUUUCGCAAUGGUGCCUGCAGGAAUCUCGUUUGCACUGAUCUAUUUACAAGAGGGAUUGAUAUUCAAGCAGUCAAUGUCGUUAUCAAUUUUGAUUUUCCCAAGAACUCCGAAACUUAUCUUCACAGGGUUGGUCGAUCUGGAAGGUUUGGACACCUUGGAUUAGCCGUGAACCUGAUUACUUACGAGGAUCGCUUCAAUUUGUAUAGGAUUGAACAAGAACUUGGGACAGAGAUCAAGCAGAUUCCUCCACAGAUAGAUCAGGCUAUCUACUGCCGAUAAUUUGAAAGUGGCUGUUUUGUUGCAAAGUGGCACUACUGGAAUAUCUGGCUCCCCGUUUGCAGAGGUACAAUGAUAAACGUCUGGGGGCUAUAUGAAAUUGGUCUUGAAAGAAUUAUAUCCAGCUUUUAAGGGAGACAAUGCCAUAAUUUCUUACAUUUUGGGCAUUGCAUGGUGUCCUUCAACUAUAUCAAGAUCACGAAUUUGGGAGGUACAUGUGGUGGGGAUAAAAUGCUGUUUUCGCUUUGCUAUUGCCGUCAACUCGUGUGAACCAUUUCCCCCUUUAUUUUCUGCUAUUUGGGUUGACUUGUUUAAUCAGCCAGCUCUCUGUGUUUUUUUUCUUUUAGGUGAAAAUGCCAGUUUCAACCUAAAAAAAUUGUCGUCUUAACUUCAGAUCUAUGUUGGUUAAGGAAAAUAUGUAGCUUUAGAUUGUGAAAUCAAACAUAGUUAUGUAACUGAGAACAGUUUUAUUCAGACUUCUGUGAAAUCAUGUUUCAUGCCAAUUAUGUUA
Molecule: messenger RNA, 2223 nt
Organism: Olea europaea var. sylvestris
Lineage: Eukaryota; Viridiplantae; Streptophyta; Magnoliopsida; Lamiales; Oleaceae
Product: DEAD-box ATP-dependent RNA helicase 8-like
Exons: 10
Coding region: 246-1715 (489 amino acids)
Biological process (GO): P-body assembly; cytoplasmic stress granule assembly
Cellular component (GO): cytoplasmic stress granule; P-body
Molecular function (GO): RNA helicase activity; mRNA binding; ATP binding
Source: RefSeq, a predicted model, not a curated record